Vicugna pacos (alpaca) is the source of this 426-nucleotide messenger RNA. The record is from RefSeq and is a predicted model, not a curated record. NCBI's taxonomy places the organism in Eukaryota, Metazoa, Chordata, Mammalia, Artiodactyla, Camelidae.
AUGAAGUUUAGACGAAUCUCUAGCAGUGGUCAGACAGCAAUUCCUGCAUAAGAGACCUAUGUGUGGUAUGGAGGAUUUAUGAUGGAAUAGCCACCUGGUCUGCAAACACUGCAUGAAUUUAAGACACUCUUGGGUCUGCAAGAUCUGAAUCAAAAGGCCAGUCAACAAGUUGAUCAAGUCUAUAAUACCUUUGACAGAAACAAGGAUGGAUUUGCUGACUUUUCAGAGUUUAUUGCUGCUGUAAAUCUAGUAGCACAAGGGAAAAAAAAGAAGUAAAAAUUAAAAUGUUAUUUUAAGCUGUAUGUUGUUGAUGGAAAUGGUUCUACUGACAAAAGAGAACUACUGAACAUCCUCAUGGUUAUAUAAGCCCUCAAUGGCCAGCAAACCCUGAGUCCUGAAGAAUUUACCAAAUUGGUGUUUCAUUAG